UCAAAAUGAGUUUGCCUUCGGUCAAGGCCUCCAUGACUACCUUUCUGUUCCUUUCCUUGCUUACUAGUUUCCACAGCAAAAUUAGUGAAGCUGCCUCAGUUAACCGCGCCUAUGUUUGUCCAAAAGAACCCAAUUUCACUCCCAAUAGCACCUACCAGUCCAAUCUCAACCACCUCCUCUCUUCACUUUCCUCCAAUGCUAAUCUCGAAACUGGUUUCUAUAACACCACCGUUGGUCACAACCCACCCAACAUAGUAUACGGCCUCUUUCUCUGCCGCGGCGAUGUCACCCCCAAUGUCUGCCAAGACUGUGUAUCAACAGCAACAAAAGACACAGUUCAGCACUACUGUCCCACAGGAAUUGAGGCCACAGUUUGGUACGACAAGUGCAUGUUACGCUACUCAAACGAAUCAUUCUUUUCCAGCAUGAUUGACUUGCCCAAAUAUUACUCUUGUAACGAUAGCAAGAUAACUGUGCUAGACCGCUUCGAUCAGAUAUUGGGAACCAUGAUUAAUGACUCGGUGACUCAGGCCACAGGUGCUCAUGAUGAGCCCGGUGCUACCAAGUUUGCCACCAAAGAAGCCAGUAUUUCUUCAUCGAUAAAGCUGUAUAGCCUUGUUCAGUGCACUCCGGAUAUCUCUAGCUACGAUUGUGAUAAGUGUCUUCGGGGACUAAUUGCAAAUAUUCCAUUUAGUUGUAGUGGAAAGCAGGGGGCAAUAGCUUUAACUCCAAGUUGCAAUUUUAGGUACGAAGUGUACCAAUUUUACCGGAUCCUCGAUACGCCACCACCUCGAUCAGGAAAAAGCCGAAUCUCAUCACUAACAAUCAUUGCCAUCGUUACUCCAAUUGCUGUCUCAAUGGUGCUAUUGGCUAUGGUGUACUGCCUCCAAAGGAUGAGUGCAAGAAAGAAAUCCCCUAUGGAGGAGGAAAAUGAAUCCUUACUAUUUGAUUUGGCAACGCUUAAAGCUGCCACAAACAAGUUCUCAGAAGAUAACAAGCUUGGUAAGGGUGGAUUUGGAGAGGUUUACAAGGGCAUACUUUCAAAUGGACAAGAAAUAGCUGCGAAGAUGCUUUCAAAAAAUUCCACUCAAGGUGCAGAAGAAUUUAAGAAUGAAGUUGCAAUUCUAGCUAAGCUUCAGCACAGAAAUUUGGUGAGGUUAUUUGGAUUUUGCUUGGAAGGAGAAGAAAAAAUACUUGUCUAUGAAUAUGUGCCUAACAAAAGUCUUGACUAUUUUCUAAAUGACCCUGAAAAACAAAGAAUAUUAAAUUGGUCAAUGCGUUACAAGAUUAUUGGAGGGAUUGCACGGGGGAUCCUUUAUCUUCACGAAGAUUCUCGGCUUAGAAUUAUACACCGUGAUCUUAAAGUUAGCAACAUAUUGUUAGAUGAAAAUAUGAAUCCAAAAAUUUCAGAUUUUGGCUUGGCAAGAAUCUUUGGGAACGAUCAAACUCUAGAAAAUACCCACAAGAUAGCAGGGACAUAUGGUUACAUACCUCCAGAAUAUGCUAUGUAUGGACAAUUCUCUAUAAAGACUGAUGUAUUUAGUUUUGGUAUCCUAUUACUAGAGAUUUUAUGUGGCAAGAAGAACACUUCUUUCUAUACAUCAGACGCUGCUGAGAACCUCUUGAGCUAUGCUUGGAAGCAUUGGAGGGGUGGAACAUCCUUGGAAUUGUUGGAUCCGACUAUAAGAGAUUCUUAUUCUGAAAUCGAAGUCAACAGAUGUAUCCACAUUGCCUUACUAUGCGUUCAAGAAAAUCCAGCGGAAAGACCAACAAUGGACUCAAUAAUUCUCAUGCUAAAUAGUGACUCUGUUCCUAUGUUAUCACCUCAACCGCCAGCAGUUUUCCUUCAAAGUAGAGCUCAGACGAACAUGCCAGAGUCAGAGUCAGAUCAAUCUACCAGGAAGUCAAUAUUAUUGUCUGUUGAUGAAGCAUCAAUUACUGAAGUAUACCCUCGAUAGUGUAAGACGCAACCUGGGCAUGACAGAAAUUAGUAUUAGCUUUUUUUUUGUCAUGGAACCUAAAUGGUAAGUUUCAUAUUACCAUUGUCUGAGAAUUUGGACUUUAGGAUGACAAAAUAAUUGGAAGGCAUAAUACCAAAUCUAUUUCUGAAUGGGGCUUUUGCUAGGAAAAUGAAUAAUGGACAAAAAAAUAUAUGAAAGAUUGGUUUUGAGGUACAUUGAAAUUUGAA
Quercus lobata is the source of this 2188-nucleotide messenger RNA. RefSeq names its product cysteine-rich receptor-like protein kinase 10. Bases 6 to 1958 code for a protein of 650 amino acids. Gene Ontology annotation, molecular function: protein serine/threonine kinase activity; ATP binding. The record is from RefSeq and is a predicted model, not a curated record. The transcript is spliced from 7 exons. Gene Ontology annotation, biological process: defense response to bacterium; protein phosphorylation. Gene Ontology annotation, cellular component: plasma membrane. NCBI's taxonomy places the organism in Eukaryota, Viridiplantae, Streptophyta, Magnoliopsida, Fagales, Fagaceae.